This is a messenger RNA of Capronia epimyces CBS 606.96, 840 nucleotides long. RefSeq lists its product as uncharacterized. NCBI's taxonomy places the organism in Eukaryota, Fungi, Ascomycota, Eurotiomycetes, Chaetothyriales, Herpotrichiellaceae. The transcript has 3 exons. Bases 1 to 840 code for a protein of 279 amino acids. The record is from RefSeq and is a predicted model, not a curated record.
AUGGCCCUUUUCCUAUCCCUUCUCCUCCUUGUUCGCCUGUACGGUGCCACUGCCCUCGCCGAACAUGGAGAGGAGUACUCAAAGUCCAUGGGCCCAAUAGCUUUCAUGUGGCCUCCCGAUAGAGUGUGGGAUACAGAUCACGACAACAGUGCCCCCUGCGGCACGCCAUCAGGAGUGGCGAACAGGACUGAUUUUCCGUUGCUCAAUGGUCAAGUUGCAUUGGUAGCGCAGGAUGAGUCUUGGUCGAUUCAGGUUGCCGUCUCUUAUAAAGACAAUCCGAGCUCGAAUGAUGAUUUCGAGCCAGUGAUUGCGGCGACACGGAUCCCAUCCUUGGCAGAAGGACAUCAAUGCUACCCGCUUCCAAAUCCGCCAGCGGAUGUCGAAGCUGGUUCGAAUGCUACAGUGCAAAUUAAGUACCUCUCGGAAUUCGACACUGAAAAAAACCAAACAUUUUACGCUUGUGCGGAUAUCACCUAUGUCCCGACGAGCGCAUUCACUUACCAAGUUCCCUGCUUCAACGCCACUGUUGAUGACUACUCCAUGUCCGACAGCGAUAGCGGUGAUGAUACUGCCAAUGCAACCUCUUCGGCAGCUUCAUCCGGGGCGUCUGCGACAUUGGGUGCCACCACCGAGACUUCAAAAUCAUCUUCAUCAGGUCUCUCUGGAGGUGCCAUUGCAGGCAUAGUGGUUGGCGUUGUGGCCGGUGUCGCCAUUAGCAUCGCUGCUGGUUUGCUCUUGUGGCGCCAUAGUCAAUUGAAGAAGCGAGCUCGUCAGCAGGCGGCAUCGGUCCGAGCAGUCGACUGGGAGAAAUCCAUGCAAGGAUUGCCAACCACCGCAUAG